AUGUCAGAUCCACCACCGCCAUACGAAGAAAUCACGACUGGACAGAACAAUAGCGGGAGUUCUAAUCGAGGACAGCGUGUUCAUGUUGCAACAGCUGGACCAGUAGUGCCUGAGGCCCGGUUGAUGCCCCUUGACUUCAAUAUAUACAGCGGAAGUGCCACCGGCGACGUCUACUACAUGGGGCCGCACCAGAAGGACCGCCAGUUUGCUCUCACCCUCCGCCCGAACAGUCUGGCGGCUGCCCCUAACCCUUCAAUCAUCCUACAUGACGGAUUGAACACGAGGGAUCCGGCCAUAGGCACCUCGAGAAACGCCUGGGUCUCUGGCAGCGACCGACGCUUUGACGAAUUCAUCAUCACCGUCUCACCCCUGGGCGGGUCUCAGCCAGCUGAAGAAAGAUUGGUGACAGUGGACGAAGGUACAUAUUGGCACCCUCUGAUCAGGCUGCGGUAUUCCCUUUCAGCCGCGCAAGCCAUGGCGGCUGCCCAUGGUGCCGAUGAUACCUCACGGCAACAGUUUGAGUGGCAACAGAGCAGCUCGCGGGAGGUGCAGAGCCUCGGCGGCAAAGACUCUGGCUGGAGGCUUGUUAAUCUCUCCAAUGUGGACGAGACACUGGCAAUCUGUGUACCCAACGGCCACAGUUUUACAAAAUUCCUGCGCUUCUCCUUCAGAGGCAAGGGAAGGACGGGGAGCCACUAUAGUCCCACGUGGGAGGCGAUGGCUAUUCUUACUGGCCUUACCACCUGGGAGCGAAUGAAGGAGCUCAAUGACUAA
This is a messenger RNA of Clonostachys byssicola, 774 nucleotides long. The record is from the annotation of a GenBank genome assembly. NCBI's taxonomy places the organism in Eukaryota, Fungi, Ascomycota, Sordariomycetes, Hypocreales, Bionectriaceae.